AUGCGGAUGGGCGGCGAUAGAGAGGCGCAGCCGCCCUAUAUAACGAUGGGCGCCACCAGGGGGCGAGACGGGAUCUUCCGGGGUCGGCGGCGGCUAGAGUCCGGAGGCGGAGCUGGGUGCGGUACCCACAGGAGUAGCUGCCCGCAGGUGGUGAGAGGAGACGUGACCGGGAGCUCCGUCAUGGCCCACUACCGCAUCCGACAGUUCCGGGAGGGCGACGGAGAGGCCGUGAGGGACCUUUUCUCCAGUGGAAUAAUGGAGCAUGCUCCUGCUGCCUUCUGGCACGUGGCCACCCUGCCCCGGACCGGGCUGUUCCUCCUGGCGGUGUCCCUGGCGCUGUUCGUGGCUACGGGCUCCCCCCUCCUGGCCUUCUCGGCUCCGGCCGUCCUGCUGGCCGCCCUCCGGGUGUUCCUGAAAAAACCCUGGGGGGACUACGUGGAGAACGCCCUUCGCACCGACCUGAAGGACAUCCGCGGGUCCUACCUGGAAGCGGACGGUUGCGGCUUCUGGGUGGCGGAGUCGGCCGGACGCGUGGUGGGCCUGGUGGCCGCCCGGCCUGUGCCGGACCCGUCCGGGGGGAAGCAGAUAGAGCUCCUCCGCAUGUCCCUGGGCAAAGAUCACCGGGGUCGGGGCAUCGCCCAGGCCCUGGUCCGCACCGUGUUACAGUUUGCCCGGGAUCAGGGCUGCGACACGGUCCUCCUCUCUACCACUUGCGUGCAGUACGCGGCCCAUAGGCUCUACCAGGCCAUGGGCUUCCGAAAGAUGUCCGAGGAGAUCCCGUUGCUCUCCUGGAGGGUGAUCGGCCUCUGCGUCUUUAAUUACAGCUGCCCCCUCCCCCCGUCUCCCUGACUCCCAGUCGGAUAAGACCCCUCCUCAGCAGACGCAGGAAGCGUCGGUGAUAACGAGCCAAGAAUAUGUCUGUUUAGUUUUCUGUUGUCCUCUCCCGUGCAUUUAGUCCAGUGCUCAGCAUACCGUUCAGCGUUCAAUAAAUAUGAUUGAAUGGAU
Molecule: messenger RNA, 1005 nt
Organism: Tachyglossus aculeatus (Australian echidna)
Lineage: Eukaryota; Metazoa; Chordata; Mammalia; Monotremata; Tachyglossidae
Product: probable N-acetyltransferase CML1
Exons: 4
Coding region: 1-849 (282 amino acids)
Molecular function (GO): N-acetyltransferase activity
Source: RefSeq, a predicted model, not a curated record